UCCACCACAAAUGCCGUCCCCAUAUGGAUAUCAACAACCGCCACCACCUAAUCCAGGAGGUUUCUACGGCGGUCCACCUCCACCUCAACACAGUCAAGUACCACCAGCAGCUCAUAGUCCAGCUGGGUACGCUCAUUCUCGCGGUGCACCACAACCACCAUCUGGAAUACAGCACGCUUCGACUCCUGGAGGUGGCCAGAUAGACUACAGAUACUCACAAGGAACAGGAAAGAGAAAAGCACUCCUAAUUGGUAUAAAUUACUACAACACACGUUCUCAACUACGCGGUUGUAUUAACGAUGUUAAGAAUGUCCAGCGUUUCCUAUUAAAUUGGGGGUACAAACCAGAAGAUAUGGUUAUCUUAACUGAUGAUCAAUCAAAUCCAAUGUCUAUGCCAACCAGGGCUAAUAUUACAAGAGCUAUCGGCUGGCUUGUAAACGGUGCACAACCAAAUGACAGUCUCUUUUGGCAUUAUUCUGGUCACGGUGGACAAGCGAAAGAUAGAGUUGGUGAUGAAGCAGAUGGUUACGAUGAGACCAUUUUACCAGUUGAUUACAAAACUGCAGGUCAGAUCAUAGAUGAUGAGCUCUACGAUCGUAUGGUAAGACCACUUCCAGCGGGCGCAAGACUUACUGCUAUUUUUGACUCUUGUCACAGUGGUACAGCACUUGAUUUACCAUAUGUGUACUCAACGAAGGGUGAAAUUAAGGAACAGAAUGGUCUGCAAGGAGCGGGCGGUAACCUCCUCAAUGCCGGUAUGAAUUAUGUGAGAGGAGACUCAGGAAGUGCACUCAAGACACUCUUCGGUAUGGGUAAAAGUGCAAUAAGAGGUAACAAAGCCCAAAAAUUGACAAUGCAAAAAACUCAUCCAGCUGAUGCGAUAUCACUUUCUGGUUGUAAAGAUAGUCAAACUUCAGCUGAUGCUAGUAUCGGUAUGACGAGCGGUGGUGCAAUGUCGCAUGCGUUUGUUACCGUAAUGUCUAAAUACUCUAACCUCUCAUACCUCGAUCUUAUUAAUGCAAUAAGAGAUGAAAUCAGUCGUUAUUCUCAAUUACCACAACUCAGUUCUGCUCAUCCAAUUGACCUCAAUCUGAGAUUCGUAGUCUAGAUUAUUAUUUUUGAAUUUUUGAAUCGAUGUUAUAGCUUAAUGUCAUACUGUACAGUAGUGAUAAAUUCUUCUUGCG
Molecule: messenger RNA, 1184 nt
Organism: Wallemia mellicola CBS 633.66
Lineage: Eukaryota; Fungi; Basidiomycota; Wallemiomycetes; Wallemiales; Wallemiaceae
Exons: 5
Coding region: 11-1108 (365 amino acids)
Biological process (GO): proteolysis
Molecular function (GO): cysteine-type endopeptidase activity
Source: RefSeq, a predicted model, not a curated record